Strigops habroptila (Kakapo) is the source of this 1909-nucleotide messenger RNA. RefSeq names its product proto-oncogene vav-like. The transcript has 6 exons. NCBI's taxonomy places the organism in Eukaryota, Metazoa, Chordata, Aves, Psittaciformes, Psittacidae. Gene Ontology annotation, biological process: regulation of GTPase activity; cell migration. The record is from RefSeq and is a predicted model, not a curated record. Gene Ontology annotation, cellular component: cytoplasm. The annotation marks the transcript as partial. Gene Ontology annotation, molecular function: guanyl-nucleotide exchange factor activity; protein binding.
GUCCCACACGGGCCCCACCAUCGCUGCUGCCCGCACUGGGGGGGUCCAGGUGCCAACGGACCCUCCCGGACACCCAUCGGCACGAGGUCUUCUCCAGGCGCUGGGAAGGAGCCCAGGAGUGGUGGUGGCUGCACUGAGGAGCCCCAUCGCCACCAGUUCCUGGUGGUUCUUGGAGGGGAAGGACCCCUCUUUGCUGUAGGAGCCUCCUGAAGACUCAUCUCCAUCACUAGAAGUCAUCCCACCAGAGGCUCAUCUGCGCUGGGUCCUCGCUGGACGUGGUCCCACCAAGGCCUCACCUCUGUCAGAACCUCAGCAGAAGGUUUUGUACUGGAGGACCUCAUCUGCUGCUGCUCUUCCACAGACGUGGUCCCACCAGGAUCCCAUCUCCAUCAGCUACUCCACAGGCGUGGUCCCAGCAGGAUCCCAUCUCCAUCAGCUCCUCUACAGGAGGGGUCCCACCAGGAUCCCAUCUCCAUCAGCUCCUCCCUAGGAACAGUCCCACCAGCUGAUUGCUCUGCAGGACCUCAUCUGCUGCUGCUCCUCUCCGGAAGUGGUCCCACCAGGACCCGUCCCCAUUGACACCAUCAGAAACCACCAGGACCCAUCUCCAUUGAUACCGCUCCAAUCAGGACCCAUCUCCUUUGACACCGCCCCAACCAGGACCUAUCUCCAUUGACACCACCCCACCAGGACCCAUCUCCACUGACACCACCAGAAACCACCAAGACCCAUCUCCAUCGACACCACCCCACCAGGACCCAUCUCCAUUGACUCCUCUCCAGACGUGGCCCCACCAGGACCCAUCCCCAUUGACACCGCCCCACCAGGACCCAUCUCCAUUGAUACCGCCCCAACCAGGACCUAUCUCCAUUGACACCACCCCACCAGGACCCAUCUCCUUUGAUACCGCCCCAACCAGGACCCGUCUCCAUUGACACCACCCCACCAGGACCCACCUCCAUUGAUACCGCUCCAACCAGGACCCAUCUCCAUUGACACCACCCAUCUCCAUUGACUCCUCUCCAGACGUGGCCUCACCAGGACCCAUCCCCAUUGACACCGCCCAACCAGGACCCAUCUCCAUUGACACCACCCCACCAGGACCCACCUCCAUUGAUACCGCUCCAACCAGGACCCAUCUCCAUUGACACCAUCUCACCAGGACCCAUCUCCAUUGACUCCUCUCCAGACGUGGCCCCACCAGGACCCAUCUCCAUUGACACGGCCCCACCAGGACCCCAUCAUCUCUCCCUCCAGCAGCCCCAUGGAGGCCUGGCGACAAUGUGCCCAGUGGCUGGUGGCGGCGCGGGUGCUGCCGGGGGGACACCGGGCCAGCAGCACCACGGGGCAGGUCUGGGACCUGGCGCAGGCGCUGCGGGACGGGGUGUUGCUCUGUCACCUCCUCAACGCCCUCCUGCCCCAGGCCGUGCCCCCCCGCGACAUCUGCCCCCGGCCCCAGAUGUCCCAGUUCUUGUGCCUGAGGAACAUCCGCACCUUCCUGACCGCUUGUGCUGACAAAUUCGGGCUCCCGAAGCACCGGCUCUUCGGCGCCUUCGACCUCUUCGACGUCCAGGACUUCGGCAAGGUCAUUGAGACCCUCUCGACGCUCUCCUGGACCCCCAUCGCCCAGAGCAAAGGCCUCACGCCCUUCCCCAUCGGUGACUGUGUUGGGGACGAGGACAUCUACAGUGGCCUCUCUGACCUCAUCGAUGACACGGCGGAGGAGGACGACGACCUCUAUGACUGUGUGGAAGCUGAGGGAGAUGAUGGGGACGACAUCUAUGAGGACCUGAUGCGUGUGGAGCCCCCCCCAGCUAUGAAGGUGGAGGUGGACCGAAGGCUCUGCUGCCUCCAGGAGCUGAGACAGACCGAGGAGAGGUACACGGAGACCCUGGAGGCCAUCUGCCAG